GUAGCCCCCUUCAAUGAUUGCACCCAAGUAAUGCUUGAGCUCUUGGCUGCAACAUUAGAGUGUGUUGAUCUUUGGUUCGUUGCUGUUGGAAAGUGAAAUUCCGAUCACUCGUUGGGCUAAACGAUACGAGAAGUGAACCUUCGAACAUAUUGUUGAUUGGCGGGAGAUUGCAUUCCGAACGUGCGCAUCAAGUAUAAUCGGCGAUCGAACCGCAGAACCUACCCAGUGUAUAAUUGUCUGGUGAUCAAACGGUAAUCCAAAAAAAAAAGCCCAAUUAAGACAAUGGAGUUACGUAUGUGAAAGGAAAGUUCUUGAAGACACACCGUCGUGAUCGUUUACGUAGCUCGAUCCUGUGGAGGUGCAGUGAAAUAAAUCGGCGAGAGGAGUGUCGUUCUUGAUUCGAAUGCCAAACAUUGCGACAAACAGGGUUUGCUUCCGUGGAAAUGAAGAUGGAAUAAUGCACAAAAAGAUAACAAAGCUGCCCAAUGCUUAUAGCUUGUGUUCCUGAUCGACAAUAGUAGUUUAAGAUAACUUCUCAAAACACUUUGGCGGUAACAACAAAAUGAGCCUGAAGACUCGGGGAAUCGUAUUUGCCACCUUCUUCGGCAGCUGCCUCAUAGUGGGUCUCACGGUGGCAGCACUGACCACCGACAAUUGGAUUCAAUCGGGCGCCAAGCGCACCAACUCAACGGAAUCUCAAGGACGCAUCCACUUUGGGCUGUUCAGCGGCCAAAAGCAUUUGAACGUUGCGUACGGCUGGCGCAGACACGAUAUCGAUGUACUUGCUGUGCUGCGGGACGAACCGGAUGUGAUGAGCUACUGGCUGUGGCUGGGGACGGCCAUUGGCACGGGCUUGGGAGCGCUGGGUGGAGCUGUUGGCGCUAUAGCGUCCGUGCUCAAAUCGUCCUCGGCAUCUAAGAAAACAGGAACAAUGUUAGUACUGUUUGUCAGUAACUUCUUGUCCGGAAUUUCCCAAACGCUGUCGUUCAUCUGCUGGCUGUUUCAGUUUGUACAAUAUCUCAAGCACAAUGUGCUGCUUGCUGAGGAUCGAAACAACAAUUGGUACAGCACGGAACUGGCCGCGCUCGGUACAAGCUUUUAUUUCGUCGUUGCCGGUAUCGUGGUGGUGGUGGUCAACAUAACCCUUCUGGUGAUAGCGGUGACGCUAGAAAAACGUGAACGAGAACAGGUGCUAGAGACACCCACCGACGAGAAGACGCAGGGAGCGAUCAUGUUGUAUUAGGUGGUUUGUGAGGACUUGCAUCAGAGUAGUCCCCAUGUGAAUAUUUUGAAUGACGUAACCAACUAAUGCUGAUACCAUUUUACUGUAUUACAUACUCCAGUUAACAAUCCCUUGCCCUGGAUUUGAUCAGGUAACGAGAAUAGGGUAAACUUUUUAUUAAAUAGUUGAGAAGCAAUGAAAUCGUUAGGGAAGUUACUCAUGCUAGCCAUACUUUGGAACUAAAGAUGAAUGAGAAAUGUGUUUUUAAUAUUUUUACUGAAUCCAAAAUUUAACAUUAAUGUUUAAAAUGAGCUUAUAGGUGGAACUGCCAAUGCGUGAAAUCGAAUAUAAGCUUUCGAUGGAUAUUAAAAUUUUAAAAUAAAUAUAUUUUAUCGAG
This is a messenger RNA of Toxorhynchites rutilus septentrionalis, 1619 nucleotides long. RefSeq lists its product as uncharacterized. The coding region runs from base 563 to 1243 and encodes 226 amino acids. The transcript is spliced from 4 exons. The record is from RefSeq and is a predicted model, not a curated record. Lineage: Eukaryota; Metazoa; Arthropoda; Insecta; Diptera; Culicidae.